CCAUUCCAUGCUCUCGUCCCUUUCUCUCUCCGCUCCGCACUUCUCGUGACGCGCUUUGACAGACGCGGUGGCUCGGAGCUCUUGUGAUAGGGUCUUGUUUCUGCAGCCACUUCUGUACAUGUGUCGAUACGAGCUUCUCGGAUGUGGGAUUUUAUACUGGCAGCGUCAUAAAUCCAAAAAUAAUAAGGAUCAUUCCUUGAGGGAGAUUCGCGCACAAUGCUCCACGAGAUCCUCCUCUCCCUCUCGGGCCAACCGUCGCCUCUUUUCAAUUCCCAGUCUGAAGCGGAUGUUAUCUCUGAAGAUGCCUUUCCCUUGGUUUCCCCUCCGGAGAAAGCCCUCCUCGCCUCUCUUGCCCGUCUGAGCCGUCUCCAUACCGAGCUGCGAGCACAUACCGCUCUAAUCUCCUCAUCACAUCCCUCUGUUAUCUGUCGCGCCGUUUCGACAGCCAUCAGCUCACGCCACUUGGGAGAUUUUCAAAGGAAAAUACUGGAAGUGGAAAAGGCAAUCCUAGUCGAGGACAGUGGCUACGUGGGUGGCUACGGAAUUGUUCCGUUGUCGACGAUUGUUGGCGAAUUCUCUCCCUGGACACGGCGAUUGGAAUGGCUCUGGGAGACUGUGCGGUUAAUAUGGCCUAUAGACUCCCGAAAUCAAGAUCAACUUUGCACUGGCGUGGCUUUGAUCGAUCACCUGCGAGCGGAGUCGCAAACAGGGUACGUUGAUCUGAAAGAGAUGGCCCUGCACUUGGUUGCAAUCGCAGAGACUGCUUGGAUGAGGCAAUUGUCCACAUGGCUACUGUAUGGCAAUCUACCCAUACUGGGGGAGUCUGAUUUUUUCAUUCAACGCGACAAGGCGAGCGAGGGUGACCAGCCAUUCACUGCCACUCAGUUUGUCGUGCAUCCCAAGCUGCUACCGCAAUUUGUAACGGCCCAUACUGCCUCCUCUAUCCUGUUCAUCGGGAAAACCUUGAACCUCAUUCGAGCAAAGCGCAGUGCGCCCGCUGCCAGUCCUUCGGCUAGUCUAUCCACUACUCCAGUCACACUCCAUGUGGAGCAUAUCGAACAUCUUGCUUCGUUGAAAUCGCCUAUAUCAGCGUCGAAACUGUCAAGUGCUGUAAAUAUCAUUCGGUAUUCUCUGUCGCAAAGCACCCUCUCCAAGCUUUUCCCACUGCAGAAGAUCCUCGAAACUCUUUCAGUUCUCCAUGACUUUCUGCUGCUCAGACGUGGUGAAUUUGCGGCAGCGCUUGUAUCUCAUGCCGAUUCCCGUAUCCAAGAUAGGUACCGAAAGCACGAGCAUUCAGUAACGACACAUAACCCCGCGGAAGGCCUAGGAGGACUCUCUAUCAAGGAAGGAGACGUAGUGACUACCCUGUCACAGACGCUGUCGGAGCUUUACUCAUUGCAAACUGAAGAAGACCCCGCAGACGAUGAGCUCGAUCUCGCCAAGGACCUUCUUCGGUUGUCGAUCAAGCAGAAUAUGGACGACAAGACGACACAGUCCCCCGGCAUGGCUGAAGUCGAGACCGGCACCGGAAUCUCGGACGUCGCCUUUGAUGACCUUCUUUUUCCCACCCCGACAUGUCUUUCGGUCCAGGUCCGUCCACCUCUUGAUUUGUUCCUUUCCGCCUCUGACAUCUCGGUCUACUCGAAAAUCCACUCCUAUAUCCUAGGCAUCCGGCGUGCGCAAAUGCAUUUGGGAGACUUGUGGAAACAUACUUUUCUUCGCAGAGUUCACCCUUCCCCCUGGGGCCCGCCUCGCAGCAGUACCCCUUACGGCCAAAGUCGACUCAAGCUUGGCAGGCAAAGAGACAGCGCCCGGACUCGGCAGAUGAGACCAAUCUGGGCAACGAGCAGUGCUUCUCUCUUUGUUCUUUCGGAGAUAGGAAGCUAUUUCCAGGGCGAAGUCCUCAAUGGCUCAUGGCAGCACUUCCGGGAGUGGAUCGGAGGUGGUUCUCCAACAACGGGCUCUCGACCUGGGACCGCAUCCUCCUCUACGGGCAAACGCCUCGAGAAUCUUCAGCGCAUUGAUAACCCGACUGAUUCAGGUUUUGGAGACGCCGGUCAGACCAUACAACGGCACGAUCCCGAAACCCUGACAGCUGCACACCGUCGAUACCUAUUCGCUCUUGUUGAGUCGCUCUUUCUCACGGAUAUACCAUUUACCAAAGCCCUCCGUUCCUUUCUGACCAGUGUUGAACAUUUCAUUGCACUUGUAGUCCGACUGGAAAGCAUACAGCGCAACAUGGACCUGGAGACUGAUGAGGGUGUCAUAGAUGCUUUAGUAGACUACGCAGGAGAAGAGAGGGAGAUCUGGCAAGCCCUUGGUGCUGCGCGAGCUAGUGUCGAGGCGGGGAUCAAGGACGCCGUGGCACGACUAAGAGACAUCGAUGAUAGCCGGUCUGGCGAGGGACGCCAGAUGCUUGAUUUAGUGAAGGACUCACGCGAGAACGGGUCAUUCUUUCCAGUCAAUGGCUCAGCGACCGAGCCGGGUCUGUGCCACUACGUGCCUCGAAAGGCAGCUGGUGUCGACCAUCUGCUCAUGAAACUAGAUUUUGGCAAUGCUAAUGGAGGUAUGGUCGCUGCAGCAGGCGCUUUCGGCGGCAUGGCAUAACAGGCUCAUUACUGGCAUAAUGCCUGCCAUUGCUCGAGGACCCCAUUCACCCGCUGUCAGGAGUUCUCGUGGUGACCCUGACUGGUUAAUGAGCAGCAACCAAGCUAUGACUGUCAGCUUAUGAUUAAUGAAGAGCAUGACUUUACGGUGUAGGAUUCCGGUCUGAUAGGGUUCUGUAAUACUACCGCUUUGUGCCUUGUGCUCUAUGGAUGUGACUGAAGGCGAGAGACGGGACCCCUGUCCACUGCCCAUCUCCUGCCCGUACGCGUCCCCUCUCUGGCAUCUGUUUGUCACACGUUUGGUUUUGGGCCUGGGCUUCAUCCUCCGUCAACCGAUAUUACCGCGUUGACGUGGUUCAUACUACUGCAAAGAUGCGAUCGACCAAUGAAUCCCAAGAUAUGCGUCCUGAUGAGCGAUGCUUGCU
This is a messenger RNA of Aspergillus ibericus CBS 121593, 3031 nucleotides long. RefSeq names its product putative gamma-tubulin complex component GCP4. NCBI's taxonomy places the organism in Eukaryota, Fungi, Ascomycota, Eurotiomycetes, Eurotiales, Aspergillaceae. Bases 217 to 2607 code for a protein of 796 amino acids. The transcript has 2 exons. Gene Ontology annotation, cellular component: gamma-tubulin complex; centrosome; spindle pole. Gene Ontology annotation, biological process: meiotic cell cycle; mitotic cell cycle; microtubule nucleation. The record is from RefSeq and is a predicted model, not a curated record. Gene Ontology annotation, molecular function: microtubule minus-end binding; gamma-tubulin binding.